Zootermopsis nevadensis is the source of this 2499-nucleotide messenger RNA. The record is from RefSeq and is a predicted model, not a curated record. NCBI's taxonomy places the organism in Eukaryota, Metazoa, Arthropoda, Insecta, Blattodea, Termopsidae.
AUUGUUACAUUAGGUAACUAGAUUCCCAGAAACUGGCAACAUGGUGCUCAAAGAUCAUGCAAGUUUUAAUCUUGAGGACCUGGAGCACAACAUAACAACAGUCGAAGCGCGUGUCCUUUCUUUUGGCUGGCUGGACUACAGCAUAUUCGGCUUAAUGUUGACCGUUUCUACAGUUAUCGGCAUUUAUUUCGGUUGCUUCGGAACCCGACAACGCACCAAGAACGAGUAUCUUCUGGGGAAUAAAAAUAUGAGCGUCUUCCCAAUCGCCAUGUCUCUCACGGCCAGCCACAUCUCGGGCAUCACGUUGCUUGGCGCGCCAUCUGAAAUGUACACGUAUGGGACACAAUACUGGAUGAUGUGCCUGGCCGCAUGUAUCGUAUGUGCAGUGGUCGCUGUUGCAUACAUGCCUGUCUUCUACACGCUACAAAUCACGUCAACGUAUGAGUAUCUGGAGCUUCGUUUCAGCAGCAGCGUGCGAUCUGUUGCCUCGUUCAUGUUCACAAUAUACCAGGUUCUGCACACCCCCAUAGUGCUGUACGUUCCUGCUCUGGCCUUCAGCCAAGUGACUGGAAUAAAUCUUCACAUGAUAACUCCUGCUGUGAGUGCCAUCUGCAUUUUUUACACCACACUGGGAGGCCUGAAGGCUGUGGUGUGGACAGAUACUUUGCAGCAGAUCAUCAUGAUGGGAUCCAGCAUCGUCGUCAUGGUCCUGGGAAUAAUCGCGGUGGGUGGACUCGACAUAAUGUGGCAGAGAAAUGUGGACGGAGACAGGAUCGAGUUUUUCAACAUGGACCCAAAUCCUCUGAUCCGAAACACGUUCUGGACCGUGACUAUCGGCAUGACGUUCAUCUGGUUGUCUCACGUCGGGGUGAAUCAAGGGAUGAUGCAACGGUUCCUAUCGCUGCCCAGACUCUCCGACGCAAGGUGGGCCCUGCUCGUAUUCUGCGUUGGAAUCUGCUGGUGCAAAACUGUGAGCUGUUUGACUGGCCUACUGAUAUAUGCACACUACCAGGACUGUGACCCGCUCAGCACGAAAGUGAUCAAACGUGCCGACCAACUGUUACCUUACUACGUGAUGGAUUUAGCUGGUUCCAUUCCCGGUCUGCCAGGCCUCUUUGUAGCAGGCGUUUUUUGCGCAGCUCUCAGCUCCAUGUCCACGAGUCUGAACACGCUUUCUGGCACGAUAUAUGAAGACUUUAUAUCGCGGUGGUUGCCCACCGAUAAGCAAACCGAAGUUCUGGUGAACUUCAUCAUGAAGCUGACGGUGUGCGUUGUCGGAGUCGUCUGCGUGUUCCUCGUUUUCUGGAUCGAGAAACUCGGAAGUGUCAUACAGGUUGGUGUUACUGUCAGCGGCGUGACGUACGGCGCCAUGUUGGGGCUGUUCUCACUUGGGAUGUUCUUCCCCUGGGCUAAUACAAAGGGGGCUCUGGUGGGCAGUUUGACAAGCCUCGUGCUUGUGAGCUGGCUUGUUGUUGGGGCUCAGACAGAGAUUGCCAGGGGCGCCAUAAAGUUCCCGUGGAAACCGAUGUCCACAGCAGGCUGUCCAGGGAACCACACGGUUACUCCACUCUCUGCGUCUACUGACAGGGCUCCUGACGCAGAGGAACCUUUCGUGCUGUAUCGCCUCUCCUACUUGUACUUCAACGUGGUCGGCUUCAUCAUCGUCAUCGUUGUGGGAUUGCUUGUCAGUUUUCUCACCGGAGCUACGAAUCCACGAGAACUACACCCGGACCUUCUGAGUCCAGUCGUACACUGGAUGCUUCCUAAGGGCCCCAAGGAUCAGUAUCAACCCGUAAAACAGGUAGUGAACCUAAAGACCACGAGCUUUACGAGUGUCGCGCACGGACAAACUUCUGAUCUCUGUGAGGGGAAUCCCCCAAAGUCGCUACCCACGUGAUGUAUGAAUUUCUUGUUUAAGCGGAGAACAAGCAUUUGAGAAUCAGUGAAGAGGAGUGCGCGCAAAAGUGACAUACACGCAUUUCAAAAGUCUUGAACCAUACCACAGUUUUAGAAAAUUCCCGAGUACUGUUUUUAGGACCACAAAACUUACUGAGAUUAUUUUCUCAUGUCUCUGCAAUGGAUGGAGGAUCGGACAUGUAGGAGAUGGAUGUAACCUAACCGUGACACGUAUCUUGGGACAUGAUGGUUCAGUACCGUGUACACAAAAUCCCACUGGACUCUUCCCUGAGUCACGUACAAUGAUUUCACACCCUCAUAAGUUACAUAUUUAAGAUUCCUUUUAAUAUCAUCCACCAAUCCACACCGUACUCCACAUUAACUUUACACUUGAGGUUUUAAGAUCAAAAUUUUACACCGGCCAAUGUAUUCUGUUGGCCCCACGUAAUUUUUUUAUAUAUACUGUGUCACCUUGUUAAUGUUAUCAGUUGCUCGCGGCACCUAUCGCUGUGAGAAACUGAGUCAGAUAUAUAAAUAAUUACUGAUUUUGUUAGAAAAAAAUUAAAGAGUAAUACGUGAGCCUAUAUUCAAAAUGCAGAGUAA